CGUCACUUCAGAAAACUGAACUUACCUAACAGUGAAAGUAGUGCGAUAACUCCCAUGGCGGCUUCUCCAAAUAACCUACUUUCUGAAACUAAAAUCCUAGACUCCGCCACCCAAAACCCCCAAUACAACGGCCAAGAUUCAACCCAAGUAGACCCCCAACCUCUACACGAAGCAAUCCCACAGUCCGAUCCCCAAUCAACGAUCGACGCCAAUCCUGGAGAGAAACGCAAGCGAGAGGACCAAGUCUCGAACAUGAACUCGUCUACCCACCCUCAGUGGAAAACCUCCCUUUGCUCUUACUUCAGGCGUCAAGAUGGGUCCUGCAGCCAUGGUAGCACGUGCAGGUACGCCCACGGCGAGGAGGAGCUCCUCCUGCGGCCCGAUAACACGUGGGACCCGACUUCGGAGCGAGCAAAGAAGGCGAUAAAAGGGGAGAAUGGGGAGCAGUUGGAAGCGAAGCAAGAAGAGGAGCAGGAGGUUAUAAUGACGGAAAUGGUCAUGGAUGGUGAAGAUGGCGAAGAGUGUGGAGACCCUCAAUUGAGUAAAUGCUUGGUGCAUUUGCCAAGGAAAUGGCAUGCGGAUAGUUUGAGGAAGUUUCUUAGUGAACAAGGAAUUACUUUUAAAUCUGCAAAGAAAAAGAAAGGCAUGGUGGUUGGUUUCGUGAGUUUUGAAAGUGUUGAACAGUUGAAAAGUGCAGUUGAGGUACUGGAAGGAAAGACUUUUGGCAACAAGAGUUUAAAGGUUGCAAACAUCAUUCCUCGAUCAUUCGAGAGGAAAGUGAAAUCAGCAAUGGCUGCACAGACUAGUGAAGAUGCAUUGGUUAAGGUGAAUGCAAGUGUUUCAAAUGCUUCAAAUGAGGUUCAAGAUGGUGUGCCAAUUGAUGAUGGUUCUGCACAUGAUGAUUCAACCUCAAAGGUGAAAAGUGCACGCGAUGCAGUCACUCCACUUGCUCAUAUGCCUUACAUUGACCAGUUGGAGCUCAAGAAGAAUUCUGUCAUGCAAAUGCUCAAAAAACUUACUAGAAAUGCACGCAAAGCUUGUCCUAGCGGUGUUUCACUUCCUGACUGGGUUCUUAAAUCUAAGGAGCGAGGUGGUCUUCCAUGUGAACUGGAAGGUAUAAUUGAAUCCCCAAUUGUACAUGGAUACCGCAACAAGUGUGAGUUUUCUGUUGGAUAUUCUCGUCAGGGUAAACCGACUGUGGGGUUCAUGCUGGGAAAUUUUAGGGAGGGUGUGACAGCUGUUGAAGAACCUGUGGACUGCCCAAAUGUUUCGAAAAUUGCUUGCAAAUAUGCUUCAAUCUUGCAGGAAUUUUUGCAGCAUUCAAGCUUACCAAUUUGGAGCAGAUUUAAAAAUACAGGAUUUUGGCGUCAGUUAACUGUCAGAGAAGGAAGAUCGGUUGGGAAGGUUGCAGAUGAAAACUUUGAGUCCAAUAUUUCAGAGGUCAUGCUCAUUGUUCAGGUUUGUUCUGUUGGGAUUGAUGAUGCACAAGUAACCAGUGAGUUUGAGAGACUUGCUCAAGCGUUUGCAGAGGGUGCUGCCACAAAUUCUCCCCCUCUGCCUCUAACAGUUUUUGUUGUUCAAGAUCAUCAAGGAAUAUCAAAUGUGGCACCAACUGAUGCUCCAUUGCGAUCAAUACCCAUCCUGCAAACAGAAAACAGUCGUGGGCCAGAGACAGCCAAUAAUGUUGUAGAAGCAAGGAUUCAUGAAUGUAUAAGCAACCUCCGGUUCUCAAUAUCUCCAACGGCAUUUUUUCAGGUCAAUACUCUUGCUGCAGAGAAAUUAUAUUCACUUGCUGGUGAGUGGGCUGGUUUGGGUCCUGAUACCUUGCUGUUUGAUGUAUGCUGUGGGACUGGAACAAUUGGACUCACAUUAGCGCAUCGUGUUGGUAUGGUUGUUGGCAUUGAAAUGAAUGCUUCUGCAGUUCAAGAUGCAUAUAAGAAUGCCGAGAUUAAUGGGAUAAAAAAUUGUAGAUUCAUCUGUUCAAAGGCUGAGGAUGUAAUAGGGUCUCUGAUGAAGGAGUACCUAAAUGUUUCUGAAGAACAAGAUCGACUUUCAAGUGCCUUAGAAAGUAGUGAGAAAGGAACAUUAAGCUGUGAAGAGAAAGAUUUGUGCACAACCAAUGCACAUAAUGAUGGAGAGAGCUCAUGUCAAGAGCCUGAAAACUGUUCUUCAGAAAAUAACGGAAAAGAGCUCCAAAAUCAACUUCAGGAAAGUUCCAUGUCAACAGAUGGAAAUUCUUUGGUGCAGCAAUUCAAAAAUGUUGUUGCUAUUGUUGAUCCUCCACGUAUGGGACUUCAUCCCACUGUGGUCAAAGCUUUACGAACUCAUGCUCGAUUGCGGAGGCUUGUGUAUAUUUCUUGCAAUCCUGAAAGCUUAGUGGCAAAUGCCAUUGAGCUCUGCACACCACCUCCCGAGAAAGUUGAGAAAGGGAAGAAAGACAACCGGGGCUGGAGGAACAUGAGCAGUGCUGGUUUAGCACGACACAGGGCCAAGUCCAUGCCGAUUUCAGAGCCUUUCCAACCUGUAAAAACAAUGGCUGUUGAUCUUUUCCCACAUACUCCACACUGUGAAAUGGUGAUGCUCUUGGAGCGAUAGUAUGGCCAACACCAAGUCAAACAUGAAUAUAUAUAUAAUGCGGAAGAUUAAGUCCUACAGUCUACCAACAAAACUUUUGAAGCUGAAAAUUGUCUCCUUGUUGAUUGACUAUUGUUUUUUUUUAAAUUCCAUAAUGAAAAUUCCCUGGUUAAGAGAGCUUUCUCCCUUUUUGGGCUCUUUUAGCUAUGCUACUGUAAGAAUUCUUGGAUGUUCCUUGUUCAAACUUUGAAGUUGA
Messenger RNA from Hibiscus syriacus, 2830 nucleotides. Its product is annotated as zinc finger CCCH domain-containing protein 24-like. The coding region runs from base 55 to 2595 and encodes 846 amino acids. The record is from RefSeq and is a predicted model, not a curated record. Gene Ontology annotation, molecular function: RNA binding; RNA methyltransferase activity; metal ion binding. Lineage: Eukaryota; Viridiplantae; Streptophyta; Magnoliopsida; Malvales; Malvaceae. The transcript has 14 exons. Gene Ontology annotation, biological process: RNA processing.